UCGGAGGUUUCGUGGAUACCCAACAAACACUACUCAGGUAUUUACGGCUUGAUGAAGCUGACGCUAACCAAAGCUUUGCCCUCCGACCUGACGAAAGUCAUCGUCCUGGAUACGGACAUCACCUUCGCCACUGACAUCGCAGAGCUGUGGGGCAUUUUUAGGAAGUUCACAGAUAAGCAGGUGAUCGGUCUGGUGGAGAACCAGAGCGACUGGUAUUUGGGCAACUUGUGGAAAAACCACAAACCCUGGCCAGCGCUGGGCCGAGGCUUCAACACAGGUGUCAUUCUUUUCUACUUGGAGAGAUUGCGGCGGAUCGGUUGGGAGCAGAUGUGGCGGCUGACGGCAGAGCGGGAGCUAAUGAGCAUGCUCAGUACGUCGCUGGCUGAUCAGGAUAUCUUCAACGCCUUCAUCAAGCAGAACCCGGUCCUGGUCCACCAGCUGCCCUGCUUCUGGAACGUCCAGCUGUCCGAUCACACUCGCUCCGAACAGUGUUACACAGAGGUGUCCGAUCUCAAGGUGAUCCACUGGAACUCUCCAAAGAAGCUCCGAGUGAAGAACAAGCACGUGGAGUUUUUUAGGAACCUCUAUCUGACCUUCCUGGAGUACGACGGAAACCUGCUGAGACGAGAACUGUUCGGCUGCCCGAGUCAGGCCAGUCCAGAGACCGUCCAGCUGCAGGCGGCUCUGGAGGAGCUCGACGAGGACGAUCAGUGUUACGACUUCCGCAGAGAGCGACUCACCGUCCACAGAGUGCAUCUCUACUUCCUGCAGUACGACUACACGCCCAGCGAGGACGGGACCGACGUCACGCUGGUGGCUCAGCUCUCUAUGGACAGGCUGCAGAUGCUGGAGGCCAUCUGUAAACAUUGGGAAGGUCCCAUCAGUCUGGCGCUCUACAUGUCCGACGCCGAGGCUCAGCAGUUCCUGCGCUACGCUCAGGCCUCCGAGGUCCUCAAGAACCGCAAGAACGUCGGCUACCACAUCGUCUACAAGGAGGGUCAGUUCUACCCCGUCAACCUGGUGAGGAACGUGGCGCUGAAGAACGCCAACACGCCCUACGUGUUCCUGACUGACGUGGACUUCCUGCCGAUGUACGGUCUCUACGAUUACCUCAGGAAGUCGGUGGUUCAGCUGGACAUGGAUCACACUAAGAAGGCUCUGGUGGUUCCAGCUUUCGAGACGCUUCGUUACCGCCUGUCCUUCCCCAAAUCCAAAGCCGAGCUGCUCUCCAUGCUGGACAUGGGGACUCUCUACACCUUCAGGUAUCACGUGUGGCCCAAAGGUCACGCUCCUACCGACUAUGCCAAAUGGCGAACAGCCACCACUCCGUAUAAGGUGGAGUGGGAGCCGGACUUCGAGCCGUACGUGGUGGUGAGACGAGACUGUCCGGAGUACGACCAGCGCUUUGUGGGCUUUGGCUGGAACAAGGUUUCCCAUAUCAUGGAGCUGGAUGCACAGGAGUACGAUCUGAUGGUCCUCCCCAACGCUUUCAUGAUCCACAUGCCUCACGCUCCCAGCUUCGACAUCUCCAAGUUUCGCUCCAGCUCCAGCUACCGCAACUGCCUGAACACCCUGAAGGACGAGUUCCACCAGGACCUGUCCAGGAAGUACGGCUCGGCCGCUCUCAAGUACCUCACCGCUCAGAGGAACAUCUAAAGAACCCAACCAAGGAGGAGCUGCUGAGAUCCAGCGAGGCCGCCCCUCCCCCUCCCCACACUCUGACUGAGAGCUCGGACUCGUACUGACCGCCUGUUGGCUGCUAUCAGCGCCGAGCGUGAACAUGACGGUAAAGCUUUACAGCCCUUUUUUUUGGACACUCUCGGGCUCCUGUGCAUUAAUUCACCAGUCGACUCCACCUGAAGGAGGACGAGGACGCGGCAGGUUUUCUAACGGCGGGAUUCGCUGAGCUGAACGGAUAACGAUGGGACUAGCUUUAAGGCCGGGAAAUAACAACCAUAUUCUUCUAAGUUGUUCUGACAAUCAGGGCUUUUUUUUUUUUUUUUUUUUUCCUUCCAGAAGAUAUGAACCAAUCCGUCCAACAUGGAUCUCUGGACACUGAGCUCAAAGACACGACAGCAGGAGACCCGUGCCAUUUUAUUUUUUGAGCGGUGGGAAAUAAAUAAAUAUAAAAAGAAGAAGAAGAAGUCGUCGAACUGGAGAAAGAUUUAAAGCCUUAUCACUUUCCACAAUAUUUACUAAGAUAUUUAAUAUUUUAAUUUCCUUUUUUUUCUUUUUCUUUUCAGUGUCAAUCAGAACCAAUGAAUAACAAACAUUUACAAAUGCUUUGAUUACGACUUUACAUAAGUUUAUUUUUUCCUUUUUUUUUUCUUAUAUACUUUCUGACCUCUCUCUCUCAAAGAAAAUCCAUCACGUCCCGGGCGAAUUAGUUCAGAUUAUUUUGGGCUUCAGGGAUGUGCUUGGUGUGUAAGCGUGUGUGUGUGUGUGUGUGUGUGUGUGUGUGUGAUCCAGCUGCAUCACAUGGCACGUCUUCAUCAAUGCUUCCUGCUUCGUCAUCAUCGGCAUUUCUCACUUUUUUUGUCUCGAUCAUAUAUUUGCCUGCAUGUAAAAACUGUCGCAUCACAUGUUCUUUUUUUUUUCUUGUAAGAUAAAUAGUUAUUCUAUUUAUUCUUCUUUUCCAUCUUUCAUCUCUCUCUCUCUGAAAGAAGACUACUGGUAACAGAUAAAACCUUCAUUGAUUUGGGACCAACUCACGCGACCAACACAGCGAGUUGUUGCUAACGGAAGGAACUUUCUUGUCUUUUUUUUAACUUUUUUUUUUCUUGUAUUUUGUGCCAUUUCAUCUAUAAUUAGUCUGAUUCACUGGAUAUUUGUGCCAUCUACUGUACCUUUUUUUUGUUGCUGUAAAGUUAAACUAAAAUUAUAAAACACUUAACUUUCAAUUUGAUGAUUAUAAUUCCCCAGUUUCCUGAUAUUUCAUAGACAAAAGUUGUUUAUAAUGAAAGAAAUGGUAUUCACAGUUUCUCCGAGGCCACAGUCUUUAAUUUGCUUGUUUGUCUGACAGUUAAGAUAUUAAAUUAUUAUCACACAUGACAAAGAAAGAAAGAAAGAAAGAAAGAAAGAAAGAAAGGCAGCAAAUUAUCACGUUUGAGACACUGAAACCAUUAAAAACCAUUUUUCUGUCAAUGGAUUAAACUUUGAUUGCAGCUCUUAUGAUCUAAAACUACAGUCACGUAAAAAUUCAACUGACCAAAACUGUCCACUGACUACUAUAAUAUCCCAAUUUUCCGACAUUUUAUAAAGAGAAGUACGGAAACAAAUUUUAAAAGAAAAGAUUGGUAUUCACAACUUCUCCGAGGCUACAGCAAUGUCUUUAAUUUGCUUGUCUUUUGUUUGUCUGGCAGUUUAAAAUGUUAAGAUAUUCAUUAUUAUCACACAUUGACAAUAAAAGAAAGAAAGAAAGGCAGCAAAUUAUCACGUUUGAGACACUGGAACCAUUAAAAAUCAUUUUCUGUCAAUGGAUUAAACUUUUAUUGCAGCUCUGCUACACAGAAUGAAACCUAAUGAUCUGAAACUACAGUCACAUAAAAACUCAACUGACCAAAACUGUCCAAUGACUACUAUAAUUACCCAAUUUUCCGACAUUUUAUAGACACAAGAACGGAAAAAAAAAUUUAAAUGAAAAAAUUGGUAUUCACAACUUCUCCGAGGGCUACAGCAAUGUCUUUAAUUAAAGUUUGUCUGGCAGUUUAAAAUGUUAAGAUAUUCAAUUUAUUAUCAGACAUGACAAAGAAAGAAAGGCAGCAAAUUAUCAUGUUUGACACACUGGAAACAUUAAAAACGCCAAAAAUGGUUUAUGGAUUAAACUUUUAUUGCAGCUCUGCUACAUGUUAAACCUAAUGAUCUGAAACUACAGUCACAUAAAAACUAAACUGACCAAAUCUGUCCAAUGACUUUUAUAAUUCCCCAAUUUUCCGACAUUUAUAGACAGUAGUAAAAAACUUUUUUUUUUUAAAAAGAAAUAAUUGGUAUUCACAGUUUCUCCGAGGUCACAGUGAUGUCUUCAAUUAGCUUGUUUUUUGUUGGUCUGGCAGUUUAAAAUGUUAAGAUAUUAAAUUUAUCUAACAUUGACAAAGUAAGAAAAUAAGAAAGAAAGGCAGCAAAUUAUUAUGUUUUUGAGGAGAUUGAACCUUUAAAAACGCCAAAAAAUGGCAUUAAUAAACAUAUAUCGAUUAUCAGAACACUAAAUUAUUCAUUUUCUGGUAAUAGACUAAACAAUCACCUAUUAUUGCAGCUCUGCUACAUGUUAAACCUCCAGAGAAUCAAACCUAAUGAUCUGAAACUACAGUCACAUAAAAACUCAACUGACCAAAACUGUCCAAUGACUUUUAUAAUUUCCCAAUUUCCUGAUGUUUUAUAGACUAAAUGGGGAAAAACAGGUUUUCACAGUUUCUCCGAGGCCACAGUGAUGUCUUCAAUUUGCCUGUUUUUUGUUUGUCUGGCAGGUUAAAAUGUUAAGAUAUUAAAUUUAUCAAGAAAGAAAGAAAGGCAGCAUUAUGACGUUUGAGACACUGGAUCUAGGGAUGGACGAUACGGCAAAAAGAUCAUAUCACAUUUGUUUUUUCAUGUCAGUUUAAUAUUUUAGUUUACUGAACAGUGCUCAAGAUUUAAAAAACAUUAUCUAUAAAACAAUAAGAGAAAUGUGUCUUAGGUUAAGAGCUCACAAGCAGCAUAAAACACGAACUACUGAAACUGACAUUAAAACACAAAUUAAGUCCAUAAAUAAACAAGAGAACAACAGUCUUGUUUAAAAUUGAUAUUUACAGUAAAACAGUGAAACCAAGAGUUAGUUGAUGUUGUGAAGAAGAAUAUCGUCAUAUCGCUCCCCCCUAGCUGGAGCCAUCAAACAAGCAUCAGGAGGAGCAUGAGGCGCCCUCCUGAACCUGUGAACCAAUCAACCUGUCAAUCACCACGUAGCCACGCCCUAAUGCAUACCCUGCUUUAUCGUCACAUAUAAAAUCAGGGAGGCCAAAAUGUCCCAAAUGAACAUCAUACUGCAUUGAAGAAGGCUUUAAACUAGCGAUUGAGACCAUAAACACAUUUUGAAAACGUUUACUGAGGUUAGAAAUCAAGUGAGAAGUUGGUGAAUUCUCCAUUGACUUGUAUAGAGACGGAAGUCCUUUUGACACCAAAACGGUCGCCCCCUGGUGGCCUUUUGAUAGAAUGCAGUUUUAAGUUACUUCCUCGUUGGCCUCAUUUCAGAGGACCAGAACUCCCCGCCUGCUACAGAUACAUGAAGUUAUCGGCUAGGUUCACGCUUAUUUCGGUUUAUAUUCAAUAUUAUAAGAGGAUGAUUUAUGAUGUUUUUGACGUCUAAUCCUGAACAAACGUUCCUUUUUUUUUAGCCUCACUAAAAACUGUCGAUUUAACGAACGCUGCAGAGCUUCAGAUUAAAGUUCAUCAUUCAUUCAUCAUUUCAUACCUCUUGUCUAAAAUCAUUUGUAUUCAUCACAGAUCUUCCUUUUUAUUUCCUCGAUCCCUUUUCUUGCAUUUUGGUCAAAAGGCGAGAUAAAAAAAAAUCUCUUAAUAAUUUCCACAAAGUUAAGAAAAGCAGGAUUCAGAGGAGAGGGGGAACUUGAGUCGAAGGUGUUGGAUUGUGAGUGACGGGUUUGGGCUCAGACAGUCUGCCCCCCCCCCCACCCCCCCCCCCCCCCCUUUACACCCCCCGCCGCCAUCCACGCCGCCUCCAUUGACUUGUUGUUGAUUGUGGUAAAUGCUAGUGCCUUUGCUGUAUUGUGAAACUGGAUAUUGAUUGUACUGUUGUACCGACAGGGCCUGGGGGAAGUCAGGCACUCUAUUUAUUAUUGUUGACUCAAAUCAAUCAUAUUUUUCUAUGUAAGUGCUUUAAAUAAAUUUGCCCUUUUUUA
Molecule: messenger RNA, 5885 nt
Organism: Scomber scombrus (Atlantic mackerel)
Lineage: Eukaryota; Metazoa; Chordata; Actinopteri; Scombriformes; Scombridae
Gene: large2
Product: LARGE xylosyl- and glucuronyltransferase 2
Biological process (GO): protein O-linked glycosylation via mannose
Molecular function (GO): glucuronosyltransferase activity; xylosyltransferase activity
Source: RefSeq, a predicted model, not a curated record